AUGACGAAUCGCAACGAGUAUCAGCAGAGAGAGACACAGAAACGGCAUACCGACAACGUCAACGUCUUUAGGAUCAAGCCUGUUCGACCUGACCCGCACCCGAAAUUGUCUCCGGUCGCAGUGGCGCUGCCAGUGAAGUCGUCGGUGUACCAUGCUCGACGGGCACAUCGAAAGUCCAGGGAAGGAUGUGGGAAUUGCAAAAGACGGAGGGUCAAGUGCGAUGAAUCCAAGCCGCACUGCCAACGGUGUUAUAAGCACGGGAUUCCAUGCGACUAUUCUACUACAACUCCUUCCGGGGAAAGUGGUGGAAACGAGACGUUGUCAGUGUCGUCAAAACUCCCCUUGGACAAUUUUGCUCAUGAGUCCACCCUGCGUUCACUGGAGGAGGCUAUCGACCGGACGGCUCAGGUGAAGGUGAAGGCCGACAAGCCGGCGAGUGCAGAGCUACUCAACCUGUUCGUCAGGUCGUCUACCACGACGAGCCCAAACAAGGCUGUCCAGCGAGUGAUGACCACCAGCGUGAUACAGACAGCAUUCUCUAGCCCCUAUUUGAUGCACACUAUCCUCGGAAUAUCGUGCCUUCAACUCGGCCGUUGCUCGCCGGCAAAUCGUGAUAUACGGGUAUUGGAGUCAUACCACUGGCAACAGGCGAUCCAUCUCUAUCAGUCUGCGAUCAGUUCUAAAAUCACACAGAAAGACGUUGACGCGCUUCUUUCGACCUGUAUGCUGAUGGGCGUCUCAACACUGUGUCCGGAAGAUUUUGAACCCGAAGAUGCAUGGGUUCUCUCCUCAAAUCCGGCAGCCAUGAACUGGCUCUGUCUACAGGGGGGAUUGAGAUGUCUCAUCUCGCUCACCCAGCCCUUCAUCUCCAAGAGCAUCUGGGCAGGUGUCUUUAGCGAGGCAGACCAAAAAAUGCGUCAGGUUGAGGGAGCCAAUACAUCCUUGCACCCGCGGCUGGCAGAGCUGUGUAAUCUAGACACAUGCAGCACGGAAAAGGGAAUUACUACUACUCCAACUACUGAGGACAGCCUCUAUCUGCACCCGUUGCAGAUGCUGACUCCAUUGCUCGACGGCAACAACACACGAUCAGACUUUGGUCUUCUCCAGAGCUUCAUGGCUCGGCUGGAGCCUGAGUUCUUAACUCUCCUUCGGGCGAAAGACCAUGCCGCGAUGCUGAUUCUCGCCCAGUGGAUGGGCUUGAUGUGUGCCCAUGCCGCGUGGCAGCCGUGGAUCUACGGCCGGAUCAGUAAGGAAUGCUUCGCCAUCUGCACUUAUCUGGAACAGAACACCACUGAUCCUCGGAUCUUGGAACUUCUCGAAGCCCCGGCAGUUGCAUGCGGGUACCGAAAUGGUGCUCCGAUAGGUUACACAGACAGAUGA
Penicilliopsis zonata CBS 506.65 is the source of this 1380-nucleotide messenger RNA. RefSeq lists its product as hypothetical. Gene Ontology annotation, molecular function: zinc ion binding; DNA-binding transcription activator activity, RNA polymerase II-specific. Lineage: Eukaryota; Fungi; Ascomycota; Eurotiomycetes; Eurotiales; Aspergillaceae. Gene Ontology annotation, biological process: regulation of transcription by RNA polymerase II. The record is from RefSeq and is a predicted model, not a curated record. The coding region runs from base 1 to 1380 and encodes 459 amino acids. The transcript has 3 exons.